GACGGAAGACCUCUCUCUGUCUCUCUCACUGUAACUCUGUCAAAGAGUGAAUUGGUGGCGGGAAAUACUGAUUUUUACUAGUCUUUAUAAAGACAAUUUUAUGGGAAAACAAGCCAAAAGUUUCCUUAUGCGCUGUCCUCUCGGUCGGAGGACGAACUCCUUCAGGAGGUUAGCAAUCUUCAGCGUCUCUCCGAAGCCUGGGAACGAAUCUGCAGGGCAGCACCCCAGGACUCCCACUCCCCAGCAAGGCAGCGCGCGGGCGCCGCCCACGUGGAGCACGCCGGCCGCCCGCUCGGCCUGCGAUUGGUCGAGCCUGCCCGGCCGCGGGCAAAGGCGCAGGCGCGCUCUUUUAAAGUCACCGUGGAACGUCGAUGGACGCAGGCCACUUCCGGCGUAGCCAUGGCGGCUAACGCUACUACGAACCCCUCGCAGCUGCUGCCGCUAGAGCUUGUGGAUAAAUGUAUAGGAUCCAGAAUUCACAUUGUGAUGAAGAGUGAUAAGGAAAUUGUUGGCACCCUUCUUGGCUUCGAUGACUUCGUCAAUAUGGUAUUGGAAGAUGUCACUGAAUUUGAAAUCACACCGGAAGGAAGAAGGAUCACUAAAUUAGAUCAGAUUUUGCUAAAUGGAAAUAAUAUAACAAUGUUGGUCCCGGGAGGAGAAGGGCCUGAAGUAUGAGCAGAUUUCCUUGACUUACGCUAGAUUCUGUGUUGUCUUCUGGUGGCAACAACACUUUUUUUUUUUAAUUUUUUAAUGUUUAGAUCCCAUAAAGCUAAGUUUCCCGUUCAAGGGAAAUGCUUUGAAGAUAUAUUGUAUACCCAUUUUGUAAGUUAAUCAUGAUUAUUUUGGAAAAAGAAGAAAAGAGUUUGUUUUUUGAAAACUAAAACAAUAAAGGUGUCUUUGGUUAA
Oryctolagus cuniculus (rabbit) is the source of this 905-nucleotide messenger RNA. RefSeq names its product LSM5 homolog, U6 small nuclear RNA and mRNA degradation associated (gene LSM5). The record is from RefSeq and is a predicted model, not a curated record. Gene Ontology annotation, cellular component: U4/U6 x U5 tri-snRNP complex; U6 snRNP; Lsm1-7-Pat1 complex. NCBI's taxonomy places the organism in Eukaryota, Metazoa, Chordata, Mammalia, Lagomorpha, Leporidae. Gene Ontology annotation, molecular function: RNA binding. Gene Ontology annotation, biological process: mRNA splicing, via spliceosome.